Salvelinus fontinalis (brook trout) is the source of this 7201-nucleotide messenger RNA. Its product is annotated as zinc fingers and homeoboxes protein 2-like. The transcript is spliced from 4 exons. Gene Ontology annotation, cellular component: nucleus. NCBI's taxonomy places the organism in Eukaryota, Metazoa, Chordata, Actinopteri, Salmoniformes, Salmonidae. The record is from RefSeq and is a predicted model, not a curated record. Gene Ontology annotation, molecular function: DNA-binding transcription factor activity, RNA polymerase II-specific; DNA binding. Bases 3440 to 6250 code for a protein of 936 amino acids. Gene Ontology annotation, biological process: regulation of transcription by RNA polymerase II.
AGCAAGCGAGACUAGCCGCCUGGCUUGCCCAGCUCGCGUGGCUGUGCUAGCGACGUCCCUUCCAUCACUACUCGCGCGUUGUUGUCACACUUGAUUUAGAAUCAGCUUGGCAUCAAAUCAUGCCAAGAAAACCUUAACGUCUCUUUUAUUCUUUAACUAACUACAUUAACUUGACGUUUAGGUAAAUAUACUUUUUUUUUUUGUUAAAAAAAAUAGUUAGGCGUUUAACUUUUGUGCCCAUUUGAAAUGGGCACCUGAAUGUAUCGUUGCAAGACAUUUAGCUUGCCGUGUCACCUAGCUGGCUAGCUAGUUUGCUAGUUCGCGACCCAGCUCACUUCUGAAGUUUGAAAACGUGUUAAAAGACUCGUGCUUUAAAACUGCUUCCGAACUGGUUAGUUAUAAAUUGUCUGUUUUACAUAGUUAAAUAGUCCCAUAAUUAUUUGAAGAGUUGGCCUAAGUUUGUCGAGCUUGUUGACUAGUUUUGAGUUUAUACUAGCUACUGGUAUCAAGCUAUAGGACAGUAAUGGAAACCAUCCUACAUAUUAGACAGCCCAGCCAUUGCCUUUAUCUUAUCACCGGCGAAACGUACCUAGCUAGCUAUGUGAAUAUUUUCUCGUCUUUUGUCACGAAGUGUAUUCGUUUUGUCUCAAGUUAGUUUAAUUGAACUAAAGUCAUGUGUAUGAAGAGGCACAAUUAGGUAGCUAAUUUAGUUAUUGUAAAUGUUAAUUGUUGCUAUAUAGCUUUGUUUUUUGUUGCGUAGCUGGUUGACGCUAGCAUGUUAGCAGCCUGGCUAUUGCAGUUAGCCAGCCAGGCAGAUAGGUUAAAUGAGGUGAAACCUUCCGCGGUAUGGAUUGGUGUUGGUACAGGCAGCGCGCGCGGCUAUGCUGCCCAGUGACAGCAGUGUGGUAAGUUCCACCAGCAGUGGCGGACUGGGAUAAGAAUUCGGCCUUGGCAUUUUAUCCACACCAGCCUACAUCACUGCCAACUCACCCCACCCCCCUGGUGGGCCACCAGCCAUGCACACACACCACAUACACCCUGACCCUACACACCCAAUUUAGACACAGGCAGAAGUGCUGACACACAACAUUGUCAGUUUACAGUACUGCGUUUUUCAACCGUUGUUGUAGAAGUGACUGGGGAGACACUGUCCUCUUUUUCCUCUUUUUUUUUAAGAGGCUCAUGUUUAAAAUAAGUACUAUAUGUAUAAAAUAAAAACAACUGGAGCAUGCACUUCACAGAUGGAGCUCAACCAGUGCGCAAACACCUUCCUGUUUGCCCUCCUAUGAGAAAGUUCCCUUUUGGCCUCCGGCUCUGGAUUUUGUUAAUUUUAUGACUUAAUUUUAUUUCGUCUCUUUUUAAAUAUAUAUAUUUUAAAUGUAACAAAUUGCAUGUCAAACAAGCUCAUUUAAUUUCUCUUGAAUCUUGGAAAAUACCCGCCCUCCUGCCUCAAGCGCGCACUCUCCUGACUUCUGCAUGCUAGUGCCUUGUGCUGGCUAUGGGUGCCGGGCAGUGAUUUUGAAUACUGGUAGGCUACAUAUGAGUUGGACCUGUAAUGUUUGUAAAACUGUUAUAGACGGAGAAGGGGGAAAUUCAAGUGUUUUUAGUAAGAGGCAGAUGUCAGCAGCAGAACAAACUCCAAGUGAAAAACUAGCAGAUUUACCUCAUUAUUAAUUUGCUAUCAUCAGCUGAUAGCCCCUUUUUUUCUUGAUGUCACUCAUUUCAUCUCUAGUUAGUAGCCUACUAGAAGUCACUAGUACUAGCUUCCUUAUAAUGAGUGAUGAGUGUGUUGCAGAAAAUAAAUAGGCCAAUGUUAAAAAAGAGGGGUGUCUGUUUUUCUUUUUGCACCUGCCCGCCCCCCAUAGGUCUGUGCACGGCCCUACGCUAGAGAUACAACUCAACACUAUAACUGUGCCUCUGCCCUAGCCAUUUUGUUUAACUCCCUGUUGCGCUGUCUAUCUGUCUCAGCAUCUUCUCUGUGUCACUCUGUGCUUCUUGUUCUCUCUCUGUCUGUCUGCUUGUCUGCUUAAGCCUUAAGUUAUAAAAGCCAAGCCUACGACUUAAGCUAUAUUGCAAAUCAGUGCCUGUCAUAUGUUCCUCUGAAUCAACACCUAUUACUAUUAGAGAGUUCCAGACUAACAUUUUCCCCUGGAGUCACUGGUGCCACUAACUUUUACUGUUGGUGACACCAGUCCAUGAUUUGGUUGGAUCCAAAUCAUGAGUAAUCAUCUUUUAAAGUCAUUCAGGGCUGGCCUGGGGAGGUUUUGGGAAUUUCCUGGCCAGUUGAUCAUCCCUGUACACUGAACAAAAAUAGAAACGCAGCAUGCAACAACUUCAACGAUUUUACUGAGUUACAGUUCAAAUAAGAAAAUCAGUCAAUUGAAAUAAAUUCAUUAGGCCCUAAUCUAUGGAUUUCACAUGACUGGGUAUACAGAUAUGCAUCUGUUGCUCACAGAUACCUUUUUAAAAAAGUAGGGGCGUGGUUCAGAAAACCAGUCAGUAUGUGACCACCAUUUGCCUCAUGCAGCACGACAUAUUUCCUUUGCAUUGAGUUGACCAGGCUGUUGAUUGUGGCCUGUGGAAUGUUGUCCCACUCUGCUUUAAUGGCUGUGCGAAGUUGCUGGCUGGGAUCUGGAACAUGCUGUCGUACACGUCGAUCCAGAGCAUCCCAAACAUGCUCAAUGGGUGACAUGUCUGGUGAGUAUGCAGGCCAUGGAAGAACUGGGACAUUUUCAGCUUCCAGCAAUUGUGUACAGAUCCUUGUGACAUGGGGCCGUGCAUUAUCAUGCUGAAACAUGAGGUGAUGGCGGCGGAUGAAUGGCACGACAAUGGGCCUCAGGAUCUUGUCACGGUAUCUGUGCAUUCAAAUUGCCAUCGAUAAAAUGCAAUUGUGUUUCUUUGUCCGUAGCUUAUGCCUGCCUGUACCAUAACCACACCAUGGGGCACACUGUUCACAACAUUGACAUCGCCCAUACAACGCCAUACACGCUGUCUGCCAUCUGCCUGGUACAGUUGAAACCGGGAUUCAUCCGUGAAGAGCACACUUCUCCAGUGUGCCAGUGGCCAUCAAAGGAGAGCAUUUGCCCACUGAAGUCUGUUACGACGCCGAACUGCAGCCAUGUCUAGACCCUGAUUCCAGAAGAGGCUACCCAGAGUGCCGCUGGACCGGAGACCAAAGGAGAGCUCGAGAGGGAAGAAAGUGGAGGCGGAACUGGAGCCAGAUAGGACACCUCCACCCAGGGAAGCCCCACCCUACUGCGGAAGUGCAGUGAAUGCCAUCUGUGAUGAACUCUAAUGAAGCUGCACACGGGAGCUGACGGCCACAGUCAGCAGGAGACACCACUGCAAACCCAGGACAGUAGUGGAGCAGGGUCUUCCUCAAACACUGGAGUCUUACCCUCCCCUUGACCCAAAUAACAUCCCAUAGCAGUCACCAGCAAUGUCCAGACGCAGGAAAUCCUCCACCCCCUGCAUGAUCCGGGUAAGUGACAUGAUGGAGCAGGAUGACUCGGAAGAAAUGGAAGUGUCCACUGACAUUGUGACUAAAAAUGGGUCUUCAGAGUCUGUUGAAAAUCAAGACCAGACAUUACAAGACACUAUAGAAGCAAAGGUUGUGGCGGAAGCUGAUCCUAUGCCCCGGCGGAGGCAGCAUGGAGGUUAUGAGUGCAAAUACUGUACCUUCUCCACCCAGAACCUGAAUGACUUUAAAGAGCACGUAGACUCCAGUCACCCCAAUGUUAUACUCAACCCCCUCUACCUGUGUGCCGUGUGCAACUUCAGCACCAAAAAGUUUGACUCUCUAACAGACCACAAUGAGACCCAACACCCUGGAGAGACCAACUUCAAGUUCAAGAGGGUAAAAGUAAGUAACCAGACCAUCUUGGAACAGACAAUCGAAGGCAAGACCAAUUUAGCUGUCUGCGAUACUGCAGACGGACAAGGUAUUAACGGCUUUGUCACUUUUCCACAGAGAAAACCAACUACGGUGAAGAACAGCAAGCCAAAAAUGGACAACAUACAGUCCCUCUACCAAGGGAAUGAUUUGGAGAACCCAUUGGAAAACCUUAUCCCAAAAGAUCAAAUCACAGCUGUGAACAUAAACGGCACGAUGAUCAUCCCUGAACCAACGAUCAUUCAAGGGCUCUCAUAUGUAAUGCCAUUACUCCAACGACCACCCAACUUCUGUUCUGUACCAACAAUUGCUGUUCCUUUGAACUCCACCCAAUAUAAUACUUCAUUGGACAAUAAUACAACCCUAAUGACAUCGUUUAACAAAUUCCCUUACCCAACCCAUGCUGAGCUGUCCUGGCUCACUGCUGCAUCCAAGCACCCAGAAGAGCAAAUAAAGGUGUGGUUCACUACCCAACGGCUAAAGCAAGGCAUCACCUGGUCACCAGAGGAAGUUGAGGAAGCCAGGAAGAAAAUGUUCAAUGGCUCCAUCCCACCCAAGCAUCAGACUUUCACCGUUCUGCCUACCCCAAUCUCUCAGCCUGCCAAAGCCACCCAGCCCCUUAUUCAGACUAGCUUUGGGCAGUCUAGUCUAGUACUGACAAGUAUUGCUAAUGGAUCGACCAUGACCUGUGCUCCUGUUGCAGUGACUGUAGCCAGUUAUGUGCAACCUCUCAAGCGACCCCUGACAACUCCUUCAUUCGCCCCAGAUUUAAAGCGCCCCAUGGCGGCCCCUGCAGAAGACCCAAAAGAGAAGAUACUAAUGGCCCCUCCUCCAGUUCCCCGAAAAGAGAAACUUCACAUGGCCCCACCCCCAGUCCCACCUGAACUGAAGAGAUCUGUAGCACUUCCUAUAAUUGCCUCUGAGAUGAAGAGGUCCUCGGCAGCAUCUCUCAUGGCAUCUAAAGGAAAACUGUCCAUGGCACCUCCACUUUUGAACCCCAAAAACAAGCUGCCAAUGGCACCUUCUCCAGUCUUCCCCGAGAUGAAGAGAUCUAUUGUGUCCCCUAUUGUCGCCCCUCAAUUCAAGAGUUACAUGCUGCCUCCUUCAUUAGUCUCUAAAGACAAGCUUCCGAUCACCCACUCUCUAUUGGCUUUAGACUUAAAGUUACCAAUCUCACACCCUCUCAUUGCCCCUCAAGUGAGGAGGCCAACCAUAAUCAAGUCAGCACGGACUUCCCUCAAGGGCCCGUUCCAGCUCCCUAGCCUUUGCCCCGACAGCAAGGAAACAAAAGUGCAACUAACAGAGCUGAAAGCCGGAUAUAUCAGAGGACGUCUCUCAGAGGACAAAGUGAUCACCCCUCUUGGGGAAGCCAAUGGUGUCUCUCGAGGGGAUGCAAAGUGGGUUCAUGACCAAGGGCCUCAUGCAGACAACGGCAUUCUACAGUUGGACAAUGAGCUAGCAUCGAAGCCAGAGCAGCAAAAAUCAGUCCCCACUCAAUUUCCACUCUUGGAGAGAAUGAAAGGAAAGACCUCUGAGCAGCUGAAGAUUCUAGAAGAGAACUUCCAGAGAAACAGCUCUCCAACAUACAAUGAUGUUGACAAUCUGGUAAAUGCAUCCCGACUGUCACGGGAGGAUAUUGACAGUUGGUUUUUAGAGCGCCGGGCGCUGCGUGACAACCUUGACCAAGCCCUUCUAAACUCCAUGGGCUCAAAGAGACUGUACAUUGAUAAGCGGCAGCAACAACAUGGACCGCUGAAUGGUGUGUGUAAACAAGGUGGCCAUCCAAGAAGCUCUCCCCUUGCCAUCAGUGCCCCAACCACCACUUGCUCAGUGCCUCUAGACAGCAAAUCCUUGGGGCUUCUCAAGGAUGUUUUUGCACAAACUCAGUGGCCUUCCCCUGAAGAAUACAAUCAGCUUGAGGACCAGACAGGCCUGGCUCGCACAGAAAUCGUCCGCUGGUUCAAGGACAGCAGGUCAGCCCUGAAGAGUGGGACCUUGGAGUGGAUGGAGCUUUUCCAUAAACUGAACAGCAGUAGGGAAAAUGGCGAGGGGGUGCUCCUGAGCACAGAGAAUGCUUUCAGCAUAAUCAAGCACUACCAGGAAGUAAAAGCACCCAAGGUGGAGGAUAUUGGGAGGCUAGCAGAGCAUGCCAGUCUUGGCAGCCAAGAGAUCAAAGAAUGGUUUGCUGGAAAAUUUAAACAAAACACAUCUGAUGGUGGCCAAAAUGGAGGCUUUCGAGAGGGAUUCGAGAGCUGGAUGGAUGAAACCAAGGGGAUGGAUGCACUCAUGGGUGCUAAGGAACUGGUCUCGGACAAAGACAGGGUGAUGGAGGAUGCUUCUGGAAGGGUGACUGGAUAAAGGGUGAGAAAAGUUGCCACUCAGUUGCACACAGGAGCUGAGAAGAAAAUGAAAGAGUUUAAUUAUUGAAUAUUGUAUUUUCUGAACAAAUUAUUUCUUGCUUGUUCCAUCCCAGUUUGUGCCCAACAUUUCCUCAAGGUUGAGCUAACUUCGUAGAACGUUUAAAAAGAAACAUGGUGGUAAUGUUGUGCGUGAUUUAGGAUUAAGUAGAAGACACAGAGCACUGAAUGUGUGCCUGAAGCACUGACCAGGUGGUGAUCGUAGAGUGCCAAAGCUGGAUUUGCUGCAUUAUUACACUUUUAAAAAAAGGUUAUUGUAAAUAUUUUUUCUGUAUUGCUACAGAUUUGUAAAAUUUUGGGGGAAUUUUGUUACAUUUUAUAAUGGGAGCAACUCGUCCCUUUUUUCCGCUCCAGUUGGUCUUAGUGGUCUGUCUUACAUUUUGUAAUGAAACACAAUGAACCACUACAAUUGUUGGCAAUACUUCAGUCAGUUUUCUAAUGCUGAACUUCCGUUGCAGUUCCCUCUUGUCAUGUGGACUUACUUCACAUCAAAUCAAACUAUUUACUGUUCUGAAGUGCUAUUUUUGGCCUCAAAGCCAACCUGCACUCUUGUAAGGAACAUGCUUGUUUGACCAUGUGAUGUUGUGGACCUACGUUAGAGGAAAAGAACGGUCAGUGGCAAAUCCAGAAAGAAAUAAUCACAUUGAAACAAAUCCAGAAUCAUGCUGCCUGCAUCAUAUUCUAAUAUCUUUCUCUAUUUGAUUUAUUUGUUUCUGCAGAUGAACAUACACAUGUGUAAUAGCCUUUAUACAUACAUGUUGGCUUAAUAGAAUUAGUGCUAGUUCCAUUCAGACAGUAGAAACAAACCAAUACAAACUCUUUAUGUACUGCUUCCGCCGUAGUGUCAUGGUCAAGACAUAUACUGUAUCAAUAAAUACUGUAUUUAUUCCAA